AUGGCGCCCGCCACGAUGCUCGUCCGCUCGACCCUCCCGCGCGCGACCUCGCGUGUCGUCGCCGGCAGCAGCAUCCUCGCGCAGACGGCCGCCCGCGGCUACGCCACGCCCAGCGGUCCUCCUCCCGCCAACUUCCGCACGGGUACAAAGGUCGAAUGGGCGUGGGAGAAGGAUACCACGCUGGACAGACUGGGAAAGUACUUUCUCAUGACCGAGAUGGCGAGGGGCAUGUACGUGCUCAUGGAGCAGUUCUUCCGACCACCAUAUACCAUAUACUACCCCUUCGAGAAGGGUCCGAUCUCACCCCGUUUCCGCGGUGAACACGCCCUGCGCCGAUACCCCUCUGGCGAGGAGCGCUGCAUCGCCUGCAAGCUCUGCGAAGCUGUUUGCCCGGCCCAAGCCAUCACAAUCGAAGCCGAAGAGCGCGCUGACGGAUCCCGCCGCACAACCCGCUACGACAUUGACAUGACCAAGUGCAUCUACUGCGGCUUCUGCCAGGAAUCCUGCCCCGUUGACGCCAUUGUCGAGUCACCAAACGCCGAAUACGCCACCGAGACGAGGGAGGAGCUUUUGUACAACAAGGAGAAGCUGUUGAGUAACGGAGACAAGUGGGAGCCCGAGUUGGCCGCUGUCAUCCGCGCCGAUGCGCCGUACCGAUAA
Messenger RNA from Emericellopsis cladophorae, 660 nucleotides. Its product is annotated as NADH-ubiquinone oxidoreductase 23 kDa subunit-like protein. Gene Ontology annotation, cellular component: membrane. The transcript is spliced from 3 exons. The record is from RefSeq and is a predicted model, not a curated record. Lineage: Eukaryota; Fungi; Ascomycota; Sordariomycetes; Hypocreales; Bionectriaceae. Bases 1 to 660 code for a protein of 219 amino acids. Gene Ontology annotation, molecular function: NADH dehydrogenase activity; 4 iron, 4 sulfur cluster binding. Gene Ontology annotation, biological process: mitochondrial respiratory chain complex I assembly; mitochondrial electron transport, NADH to ubiquinone.